Messenger RNA from Eubalaena glacialis (North Atlantic right whale), 1172 nucleotides. It is a transcript of the gene GDAP1L1, whose product is annotated as ganglioside induced differentiation associated protein 1 like 1. Bases 69 to 1172 code for a protein of 367 amino acids. Lineage: Eukaryota; Metazoa; Chordata; Mammalia; Artiodactyla; Balaenidae. The record is from RefSeq and is a predicted model, not a curated record. The transcript has 6 exons.
GAUGCUGGGCGAGAGAGAGCCGCCACCGCCGGAGCCUCCUUCUUUCUUCCCUCUGAUUUCGGGCUGUCAUGGCGACCCCCAAUAACCUGACCCCUACCAACUGCAGCUGGUGGCCCAUCUCGGCGCUGGAGAGCGAUGCGGCCAAGCCGGUGGAGGCCCCCGAAGCACCCGAAGCGGCCAGCCACGCCCAUUGGCCCAAGGAGAGCCUGGUUCUGUACCACUGGACCCAGUCGUUCAGCUCGCAGAAGGUGCGGCUGGUGAUCGCCGAGAAGGGCCUGGCAUGUGAGGAGCGGGACGUGAGCCUGCCGCAGAGCGAGCACAAGGCGCCCUGGUUCAUGCGGCUCAACCUGGGCGAGGAGGUGCCCGUCAUCAUCCAUCGCGAGAACAUCAUCAGCGACUACGACCAGAUCAUCGACUACGUGGAGCGCACGUUCACGGGAGAGCACGUGGUGGCGCUGAUGCCCGAGGCGGGCAGCCCCCAGCACGCGCGGGUGCUGCAGUACCGCGAGCUGCUGGACGCGCUGCCCAUGGACGCCUACACACACGGCUGCAUCCUGCACCCCGAACUCACCACCGACUCCAUGAUCCCCAAGUACGCCACGGCCGAGAUCCGCAGACAUUUAGCCAACGCCACCAUGGACUUCAUGAAAUUGGACCAUGAAGAGGAGCCCCAGCUCUCUGAGCCCUACCUUUCUAAACAGAAGAAGCUCAUGGCCAAGAUCCUGGAGCACGAUGAUGUGAGCUACCUGAAGAAGAUCCUGGGGGAGCUGGCCAUGGUGCUGGACCAGAUCGAGGCUGAGCUGGAGAAGAGGAAGCUUGAGAACGAGGGGCAGAAAUGUGAGCUGUGGCUCUGUGGCUGUGCCUUCACCCUUGCUGAUGUCCUCCUGGGAGCCACCCUGCACCGCCUCAAAUUCCUGGGACUGUCCAAGAAAUACUGGGAAGAUGGCAGCCGGCCCAACCUGCAGUCCUUCUUUGAGAGGGUCCAGAAACGCUUUGCCUUCAGGAAAGUUCUGGGCGACAUCCACACCACUCUGCUGUCAGCAGUCAUCCCCAAUGCGUUCCGGCUGGUCAAGCGGAAACCCCCAUCUUUCUUUGGGGCAUCCUUCCUCAUGGGCUCCCUGGGUGGGAUGGGCUACUUUGCCUACUGGUACCUCAAGAAAAAAUACAUCUAA